AUGGUGGAAACUAGAACAACGGUGGGAGAAGAUCAUAUUAAGAAGGUGGUCAACGAUGCAAUUUCUUCUGUGGAGAAACGAGUAGAAGGCAAUAUACAAUCUUUAGACAUGAAAUUAGUUGGCUUGGAAAAUGCAGUGUUGAGUCUAAGAUCCCAGAUUGAAGGUAUACAGGAAGAAGCUUUGCAUUCGAAGGCUAGAUGGGACAAGAUUGAAUCUUGGAUGCAAAUCAUAGCUAAAGAAAAGUUUGUGUUUAAAGGAGAAAGCUCUGCCACUAAGUCGGAACCACUCGCGAUUCUGGAAACGCCGAAAGUACCCCUAAAGGUUGUGAUUCAUGACGAUACACCGUGGAAUGGUAAGGAGAAAGAGGAAGACGUAGAGCCACCUGAUCUGGAAAUCUUGGAAGAGCUGGAGGAAGAGAUACUUACAGAAGGGGUAAGAAGACUGCACUUGAACGCCAUUGAUGGGAAAUCCAAGAGGAAUACUAUCAUCAUCAGGGGUAAGAUCAAAGAUAUGUGGGUAAACAUACUUAUUGACACUGGAAGUACUUCUAGUUUUAUUGAUCCUGGUGUAGUUAAAGCAUUAUCUUUGCAUUAUCAGUCAAUUGAGCCUUUUUGCAUUAAAAUGGUGAAUGGAAACAUAGCUGUAGGAUCAUACUUGUGUCCUGAUUUAUGUUGGGAUGUACAGCAAUACGAAUUUGCUUUUGACUUUAAGGUUAUGAAUCUUAGUGGAUUGCAUGUAAUCUUGGGUGUUAACUAG
This is a messenger RNA of Oldenlandia corymbosa var. corymbosa, 756 nucleotides long. The record is from the annotation of a GenBank genome assembly. NCBI's taxonomy places the organism in Eukaryota, Viridiplantae, Streptophyta, Magnoliopsida, Gentianales, Rubiaceae.